AUGAUGGGAGCCCUGAAGUCCGGAUCGUUCACAGGACCGGCGACCAGGCGCUCACUCUCUCCACGACUACUGCCCACCAUCUGCACUUCACAGACGACUUCACGUUCAACACCGCGACAGAGACGGGUAUGCAAUAGUCCAAGAGUGUAUUCAAAUCAGCCUGCUCAAAAUUCGGGAUAAAACGUUGCCAUGCACCAGCGGCCAGCUCAUCAGUAUCGCGCAAAACCAAAAUCGACCACGAAGUGGAUUACAGGGGAAGAACAGAGAAGCCUGAAGGAGCAGUCUACGAAGCCAAACGAAUCAGCGCUGCCAAGGACAUAAGAACUAACAACAAGUCUCAAGCGCACCCAACAUAACCCCCCCCCCCACCAGCCUGCCCACGAUGUGGACGAACCUACGGGCGUACUGAUCCGCCUCCUCGGAUAUCUUUGGACCCAAUGGAACAAGAAAACGACAACUCCAUUUCCUGCUUUCAAAAACGCUUCCAUCGUCAUUCCUGCACCAAUCCUCACUGCACUGACCAUCACGGGCACAACCACAUGCACCACCACCACCGCCGCCGCCACCACCACCACCACAACCACCACCACCACCACCACCACCACCACCACCACCACCACCACCACCACCACCAACACGGUCGCCACUGGUGAUCACACUCCUGAUGCCACGACCGGCUCAGCCGAUUUCGUUCAUGAAAUGAAGCAUAUGCAAGUCCGAAAGAAGCGGAAUUAA
This is a messenger RNA of Spirometra erinaceieuropaei, 735 nucleotides long. The record is from the annotation of a GenBank genome assembly. Lineage: Eukaryota; Metazoa; Platyhelminthes; Cestoda; Diphyllobothriidea; Diphyllobothriidae.